This is a messenger RNA of Octodon degus (degu), 936 nucleotides long. RefSeq names its product olfactory receptor 6C2-like. Gene Ontology annotation, cellular component: membrane. The transcript has a single exon. Gene Ontology annotation, molecular function: G protein-coupled receptor activity; olfactory receptor activity. Gene Ontology annotation, biological process: G protein-coupled receptor signaling pathway. Bases 1 to 936 code for a protein of 311 amino acids. The record is from RefSeq and is a predicted model, not a curated record. Lineage: Eukaryota; Metazoa; Chordata; Mammalia; Rodentia; Octodontidae.
AUGCAAAACCAUACGAUAACAGCAUUCAUUCUCCUGGGGCUAACAGAUGAUCCACAAAUGCAGAGUCUGCUUUUAGUUUUUCUGUUCUUUACCUAUUUUUUAAGUGUAACUGGGAACUUGGCAAUUAUUUCACUUACAUUAGUGGAUCCUCAUCUUAAAACACCAAUGUACUUUUUCCUUCAAAAUUUUUCUUUCUUAGAAAUCUUAUUCACAUCAGCUUGCAUUCCUAGAUACCUGUAUAACCUAUCAACAGGCGACAGGACUAUUACCUACUCUGCUUGUGCCACACAGGCAUUUUUCACUGAUCUUUUUGGAGUAACUGAAUUUUUUCUCCUGGCCACCAUGUCCUAUGACCGCUAUGUUGCCAUCUGUGAACCUCUGCGUUACACCAUCAUCAUGAGCAGCAAAAUCUGCAGCCGACUCAUUCUGUGUUGUUGGAUUGCUGGCUUAUUAAUCAUACUCCCACCAUUUAGCGUGAGCCAGACACUGGAAUUCUGUGAUUCUAACGUCAUUGAUAGCUUUCUUUGUGAUGUGUCUCCCUUCCUGAAGAUUUCAUGCUCAGACACAUGGGUCAUUGAACAGAUGGUUAUAGUUUGCGCAGUGUUGACCUUCAUCACCACCCUUCUUUGUGUAGUUCUCUCCUACAUAUAUAUAAUCAAGACUAUCAUAAGAUUUCCCUCUGCCCAACAAAGGAAAAAAGCUUUUUCUACUUGCUCUUCACACAUGAUUGUGGUUUCUCUCACCUAUGGCAGCUGUAUCUUCAUCUAUGUCAAACCUUCAGCAAAGGACUCAGUGGCUAUUAAUAAGGGUGUGAUAGUGCUGACUACUUCCAUUGCUCCUAUGCUGAACCCCUUCAUCUACACCUUGAGAAACAAGCAAGUGAAACAAGCUUUAAACUACUCAGUCAAAAAAAUUGCCUUAUCUUACAAGACAUAA